Condylura cristata (star-nosed mole) is the source of this 2563-nucleotide messenger RNA. RefSeq names its product melanoma-associated antigen D4. Gene Ontology annotation, cellular component: nucleus. Gene Ontology annotation, biological process: negative regulation of transcription by RNA polymerase II. Lineage: Eukaryota; Metazoa; Chordata; Mammalia; Eulipotyphla; Talpidae. The coding region runs from base 150 to 2372 and encodes 740 amino acids. The transcript has 13 exons. The record is from RefSeq and is a predicted model, not a curated record.
GCAUGCGCGGUUUGCCCGGCCGCGGGUUGGGGGGGCGCGCGGAGAAAAGGGGCGGGGUGGUCUGAGCUGCUGUGCUGGCAGCUGUAGGCGAGGGCGCGGCUGCGGGGUUCCUGGUGCUGAGGACGGACGCCAUUGGAACCCAGGGAAGCAUGGCGGAGGGCAGCUACAGCAUGGAAUCUGAAAGCUACAAUGCUGAAGACAUGGACGAGGGUAGCGAUGACGUGGGGGAGGAAGAGAUGGUGCAAGGCAACGACUAUGAAGAAUUUGGUGCUUUUGGAGGCUAUGGCAGCUUCACCAGCUUUGACAUGCGCCUCCUCAGAGCCUUUGGUAGCUUGGGUCCAGGCCUCCGCCUCCUAGCGAAUGAGCCCUGGGAACUGGAAAACCCUGUGCUGGCCCAGACUCUGAUGGAGGCCUUGCAGCUGGAUCCCGAGACACUUGCCAACGAGGCGGCCGCCCGUGCUGCCAAUGUGGCCCGCUCUGCCGCCUCCAACCGCGCCGCUCGGGCCGCCGCCGCCGCCGCCCGUGCUGCCUACAAUCAGGUGGUCACUGAGUCCCUGGCAGCCCCAGACCGGGCCUCAGGAGAGCAUGCCCAGCCCAUGACCGAUGCCGCCGCCACUGCCGAGGCUCGGGGAGCCACCCCUGAGCCGACCCUGCCUUCUCCGCACGUCUCGCAGCUGCUAGCAGACAGCGAGGUGGCCGUCCCCGGGGCUCCGGCGACCUCCGCUCAGCCCCAGACGCGGGAGGCCUCGACCGAGGGCCCCGGUACCGCUCGUGCUGUCUCCCAGGCUCCGUGUGCCAGCGAGAGGGCUGCCGCCCGGCCCACGACAGCCUUCCUGGGCCAGAACGAUGUCUUUGACUUCACGCAGCCUGCGGGUGUCAGCGGCAUGGCCUUCCCGCGCCCCAAGAGACCCGCCCCGGCCCAGGAGGCUGCCACAGAGGGCCCCAGUGCUCCCUCUGGCCUGCCUCAGGCGGCAUCUCCCAGGGAGGGGGCCUCCACCCAGCCCAAGACCACCAAGUCUGGGAAGGCUCUCGCCAAGACCCGCUGGGUGGAGCCUCCGAGUGUCGUGGCAGCGGCUGCCGCUGCGAAGGCCAAGAUGGCCACCAGCGCCGCUGAGCCCGAGGGCGCAGCUGCCACUGCCCAGCACAGUGCUGAGCCCUGGGCCAGGAUGGGAGGCAAGAGGACGAAGAAGUCCAAGCACCUGGACGACGAAUAUGAGAGCAGCGAGGAGGAGAGAGAGCCUCCUGUGGUCCCACCGACCUGGAGAGCCUCGCAGCCCCCCCUGACGGGGCGGGCUCAGGCGACCCCUCGGCCCCCGAUGGCCCUGAGGUCCCAGGUGCCCUCGAGGCACGUGCUGUGCCUGCCGCCCCGCAACGUGGCCCUUCUGCAGGAGAGGGCGAAUAAGUUGGUGAAAUAUCUGAUGAUUAAGGACUACAAGAAAAUUCCCAUCAAGCGCUCAGACAUGCUCAAGGACGUCAUCCGAGAGUACGACGAGCAUUUCCCUGAGAUCAUAGAGCGAGCGACGUACACGCUGGAAAAGAAGUUUGGGAUCCACCUGAAGGAAAUCGACAAGGAAGAGCACCUGUACAUCCUGGUCUGCACGCGGGAUUCCUCGGCACGCCUCCUGGGAAAGACCAAGGACACUCCCAGGCUGAGUCUCCUCUUGGUGAUUCUGGGGGUCAUCUUCAUGAAUGGCAACCGCGCCAGCGAGGCCGUCCUCUGGGAGGCUCUCCGCAAGAUGGGAUUGCGCCCUGGGGUGAGGCACCCGUUCCUUGGCGAUCUGAGGAAGCUCAUCACCGAGGACUUUGUGAAGCAGAAGUACCUGGAGUACAAGAAGAUCCCCAACAGCAGCCCCCCCGAGUAUGAAUUCCUGUGGGGCCUGCGCGCCCGCCACGAGACCAGCAAGAUGAGGGUCCUGAGAUUCAUCGCCCAGAAUCAGAACCGAGACCCCCGGGAAUGGAAGGCGCGUUUCUUGGAGGCGGUGGAUGAUGCUUUCAAGACGAUGGAUGUGGACAUGGCCGAGGAGCACGCCAGGGCCCAGAUGAGGGCCCAGAUGAAUAUCGGGGAGGAAGCUCUGAUUGGACGGUGGAGCUGGGAUGACAUCCAGGUGGAGCUCCUGACCUGGGACGAGGAUGGAGAUUUUGGCGACGCCUGGGCCAGGAUCCCCUUCGCUUUCUGGGCCAGAUACCACCAGUACAUUCUGAACAGCAACCGUGCCAACAGGAGGGCCGCUUGGCGGGCUGGCGUCAGCGCUGGCACCGACGGUGGGGCCAGCACCAGCAUCCUGGACGGCCCCAGCACCAGCUCCACCGCCCGGACCAGAAAUGCCUCCCGAACCGGUGCCAACUUCUUCUCCUGGAUCCAACACCGCUGAGGCCCGGGGCGGCCCUCCUCGCCCAGCCGAGUGCCUCCCGGAGUCUCUUAGCAGAGCGCUCUAGGCGGCUUCCACCUGUCCAGUGGAGCCGGCAUGCCGGAUGAAGCCUUCGUGCCCGUCUGCUUUCCUUGCGUGCUUUUGUCGUGCUUUCAUGUUUUGGGGAUCCGUGUUACAUUAAAGUUGCAGAAGUA